CAUGCAGAGUGCACUUGAGUGCAACAGCACCUCAGCCAGAAACAGAGCUGAAGCAAGCAACAAUAACAGAUGCCUUUGAAAAAGACAUUACUUUUGAAGAAACAAAUUGCUCACCAACUUGCCACAAGCUGCUUGUUGUUGAAUUACUUCAUGGUGGAAGAAAUGGCUGAUAAACAAUCUCCAGGGUCCUGGGUUCGAUCCUGAUGUCAGGUGACUGUCUGUGUGGAGUUUGGCAUGUUCUCCCCAUGUCUGUGCUAAUCCAGUGUAAAAAAAAAAGUGCAAAGAAAGAGGAAGAGGAGGAUCUGGAGAAAGAGAGGAAAAGAGGGAGUGAGAGAAGUCCAUAUAAAGAAAGAGGAGGAGAGCCAAGAUCACAGCAGCAGAGAGAAUCUACAGGCUAUAUGUUCACCAGUGCAGACAGUAAGAUAGGAGUACAUAGUAAGAGAGGAGGGGCAAGAGAAGCUUGUGUGAUUAAAAGUGUGUCAGGAUGGCAGGCACUGGACGUUAUUGGUUCACACUGAUCUCAGGCCUGUUGGAGUGUUUGUGCUUCGCCGGCAUCCUGUUUGGAUGGGCCUCGCUGGUCUUCGUGCUGAAGAGUGAUGGCUUCUUCAGCUACCUGUGUGUAAACAGCACGGUCAAUGGGACCAUUACCAAAGAUUGCAGUGAGCAGGAUGAGCAGCUCUCCGUUAUCUUCACUAUUGCCUCCUUCAUGAACAACUUCUUCACUCUGCCCAAUGGUUUUGUGUUUGACCAUUUUGGCACCACCGUGACCAGACUCCUAGGAAUAUCUAUCUACACCACUGGGACCUUAUUGAUAGCCUUCUCAAAUGUUGCACUAUCAGUCCUCCUCUAUCCUGCUCUCUCUCUUAUUGCUAUUGGAGGAAUACUUUUCUUAGUCACUAACAUGCAGGUGGGGAAUCUCUUUGGAGCCCGUCGGUCCACUAUCAUCACUCUGUAUAAUGGAGCCUUUGACUCUUCCUCUGCUGUCUUCCUUGUUGUCAAGCUGCUGUAUCAAGAUGGAGUGUCCCUCCGUUCCUCGCUCAUCUUCUUGUCCUGUUGCAGUGUUUUUCAUCUGAUUCGCACCUUCCUGCUGAUGCCUCGCAGACACAUCCCCUACCCUCUUCCUGAGAACUACACCUAUGGGCUGAGAUGUGGGGAUGCUCAGACUUCUAGUGAGUCAGAAAAUGUAAGUGGUAAGAGCAAUGUCCAGAAUUAUGAGGCUACAGAGACAACCCCAUUUAAAGAAGACAAUUCUGCCAAGACCAAGAAUCCAGACAUGCCAGUGCGAAGCUUCAAAAGCUGCAUCUUCUCUUGGUUCUUCUUAUGGCAUCUGCUCUGGUUGUCAAUCAUGCAGCUUAGACACUACCUGUUCAUUGGGACUCUUAACCCCAUGCUCAACCACCUAGCAGCUGGGGACCCCAGCCUUGUGAGUACAUAUACAAAUGCGUUUGCCUUCACCCAGCUGUGUGGGAUACUGUGUGCCCCCUGGAAUGGGCUCAUUAUGGACCGGAAUAAAGGAAAACCCAGGGAAAAAGGCCAGAGUGAAAGUGAGGCAGACUUAAAGGCAGCCAUACUGUCUCUGUGUGUGACAGUGGUGCAGUGUGUGCUCUUCUCCCUGUGUGCUGCCAUUCCUCUACUACCCCUGCAGUACCUCACCUUUAUAUUACAGGUUCUCAAUAGGUCCUUCCUGUAUGGAGGGAACGCAGCUUUCAUCAGCGUGGCGUUCCCUCCUGCACAUUUUGGAAAGCUGUACGGAACAGUGAUGGCUCUCUCAGCAGUGGUGUCACUCCUACAGUAUCCCUGCUUCUCACUUAUCAAUGGACCUCUUGAUGGAGAUCCAUUUGCUGUGAAUGUUGCUCUGACCAUCCUGAGCUGCCUGGCCUUUAUCCAUCCUCUCUAUGUUUUCCUGCACUGCCGGCGUCAAGCAGCUCGACGGGCCGACUCUGAUAAAACUACCUCCUCUUAAGUAGGACAUGUUCAUAAAGGG
This is a messenger RNA of Pangasianodon hypophthalmus (striped catfish), 1984 nucleotides long. RefSeq names its product solute carrier family 43 member 3b (gene slc43a3b). The transcript is spliced from 16 exons. The record is from RefSeq and is a predicted model, not a curated record. The coding region runs from base 485 to 1963 and encodes 492 amino acids. Gene Ontology annotation, molecular function: transmembrane transporter activity. Lineage: Eukaryota; Metazoa; Chordata; Actinopteri; Siluriformes; Pangasiidae. Gene Ontology annotation, biological process: transmembrane transport.